Schistocerca serialis cubense is the source of this 522-nucleotide messenger RNA. RefSeq lists its product as uncharacterized. Bases 1 to 522 code for a protein of 173 amino acids. The record is from RefSeq and is a predicted model, not a curated record. Lineage: Eukaryota; Metazoa; Arthropoda; Insecta; Orthoptera; Acrididae. The transcript has 3 exons.
AUGUUAGAUAGAUUAUUUGAACUUAGAGAUGAAGUGAUUCAAUUUUUAGAAAUGCAAGGCCAAACUGAAAUGUGUGUGGAACUCCGAAAACCAAGUGUUCAAGUUGUAUUGGCUUAUCUGUCAGAUAUUUUCGACUCUCUGAACUUGAAACUGCAAGUCAGUGAUUCGACUGUAAUUUAUCAUCGGGAUGCUAUCACAGCAUACACUGAUAAACUGCAGCUUUGGAAAUCAACAGAUCCUUUUCAUGCUGACAUAGAUGCACUGUUGGAAACAUUGCAAGAACAAGCUUUGGAAAUUGAAAACGAUUCUGCAUCCAAAUAUGACUUUGAGAAGAUGGAUAAGUCAUUAUUUUGGCACUUAUUUAUACGAAAGGGCGUUUUCAGCAGUCGUAGCACUGAAAAGGAAUGCAGAAGCACACUCUAUGCUGCUGGUGAUUUAUAUUACGCACUUUCUUCUAUUCAACCAAGAAUUGAAAAUCUUUGCAAAAAAGUGCAAGCUCAUCCAUCACAUUGGUUUAUUUGA